UUUGUCUAGAUGGGUAUCAGAACUACUGAUGGUCUGAAAAACAGAUCCCGGGAAUCACUCAGAUGAUACUGUGUAUGUUUAAGAAUUAAAAAAUGAAGGUUAAAUGAACUUCUCUCUGGAAUAUAUAUAAAUUUAUUAUUGAUCAUUGUAGAAAAACACGUCAUCGCUUGUCAGUGCAGUUGUUUUCAAGCUAGCAGGGAAUCCUUUGGGAUUUCUAUAAUGUCUGCUAACUACACAGGCUUAUCCACUAGUCUUCAUUCAGAGGAGCAGGAACUGCUUUCUAAAGAGAUUUAUGAACAAUAAAGAAAGUGGGCAGGAUCUUGGUGUACUCGGUAUUGGCCUUGUUUAAACUGAUAAAAACCAAAUGGCUGCAUAAUUUUGGGAAUGUAUAUAUGUACCAUUCUAGGUCAAUGUGAAACGUAUAGUUGUUUGCUUUUUAACUCAAUACAGAAAUAUUUUUGUGGACAGUGGAUGCACAAUUCAGCUGACAGCUCCUUCUGUUCUUUCCCAGUCUGUGUUACAGCAAGAUUUUCACGUAGGUUUACAAUAUUGCCUUAGAAGAUAGAAUGGUUUGAAGAAACAGCUCUGCUGACACAGCUGUUAGUUCUGCUUCUGGGUUGCUUCACUUCCUUCCUACAGUGUAACUGUCACAAGGGAGAUUUCAGAAGCAGAGACAGAACCAGGCCUCUCGGCCACAUGAGCCAAACCAAGUGCAAAACCCGGUGCCGCUGACGGCUUAGGAGCAGGAACGGGCAGGGGAAGGGACGCGAGCGGCAUCAGACCAGGGCGGCGGGCAGGCCGCGCACUUCGUCCUUCUGGCGUUUGCCACCGCGCACAGCCAGCCGCCUCCCCCGGCAAGGCGCCGUCACCGCCAAGGGCUGCCGCACGGGGUGGCGGCGCCCAACUUUUGUGCGGGACAACCCCGUCGCCUGCCGCGGCCGGCGUGCGCAGGAAGAAGCGACGCAACCCCCCCGGCCGCCAUCCCGCGCAGCACUCCCCACAGGGGGCGCUCCCGCCCCCCGGCCGCGGCCCAUCCCCGAGGCGGGCCCGGGUACGAACGAGGCGGCUCGCCGGGGCUCAGUUCCUGCUUGCCGGGCGGGGAUGGAGCGGUUCUGCGCGCUGUGGUGCCUGCUGUGGUGCCUGCCGCGGCCGGCGGCGGCGCGGUCCCCCCCGCACCUGGUGCUGGUGCUGGCCGACGACCUGGGCUGGGGCGACGUGGGCUGGCACGGCUCGGCCAUCCGGACGCCGCGGCUGGACGCGCUGGGGGCGGGCGGCGUGCGGCUGGAGCGCUACUACACGCAGCCGCUGUGCACGCCGUCCCGCAGCCAGCUCCUCAGCGGCCGCUACCAGAUCCACACGGGUUUACAACACCAAAUAAUUUGGCCGUGCCAGCCCAGCUGUCUACCGCUUGAUGAGAAACUCCUCCCAGAGCUGCUUAAAGAUGCAGGAUAUGUUACUCACAUGGUGGGGAAGUGGCAUUUAGGGAUGUACAGGAAGGAAUGCCUUCCAACCCGCAGAGGAUUUGAUACUUACUUUGGUUAUCUUCUGGGGAGUGAGGAUUAUUAUUCUCAUGAUCACUGUGUGUUCAUCAAACCAAAGAAUGUAACACGCUGUGCCCUGGACUUCCGUGAUGGAGAAGAAGUCGCUACUGGUUUUAAAAACAUGUAUUCCACGAAUUUAUUUACAGAAAGAGCUAUAGACCUUAUAGCCAAUCAUAACACUGAGAAGCCCCUCUUUCUUUACCUUGCUUUUCAGUCUGUCCAUGAGCCUCUUGAGGUUUCUGAAGAGUACAUGAAACCAUAUUCCUCCAUUAAAGAUGAAAAGAGGCGCCAUUACGCAGGAAUGGUGUCUCUUUUGGAUGAAGCUGUAGGAAAUCUUACUGAUGCUCUGAAAAAAUACGGUCUUUGGAAUAAUACUGUUCUUGUUUUCUCUACUGAUAAUGGAGGACAGACUAUGGCAGGUGGAAAUAACUGGCCGCUUAGAGGAAGAAAAUGGACUCUCUGGGAAGGAGGAGUUAGAGGAGUAGGCUUUGUUGCAAGUCCUUUACUGAAGCAAAAAGGUGUAGAAAGUCAUGAACUUAUCCAUAUCUCUGACUGGCUGCCAACGCUGGUGCACCUUGCUGGAGGACAUACCAAUGGCACAAAGCCUUUGGAUGGCUUUGAUGUUUGGAAAACCAUCAGUGAAGGAAGACCUUCUCCCAGAGUGGAACUGCUUCAUAACAUAGAUCCAAUGUUUGUGGAUGAUUACCCAUGUUUUGGCAUUGACAACAGGACAUCUUUACCACAGAUCAAUUCUUUUCCGUUGGAUAGUACACUUUUCAAUAUCUCCAUACAUGCAGCAAUCCGUCAUGGAAAAUGGAAGUUACUAACUGGAUACCCAGGCUGCGGUCAUUGGUUCCCUCCACCAUCUUUGUUCACUGAGUCACAGAUUCAGUCAUAUGAUCCACCAACGAAGAGACUUUGGUUGUUUGAUAUUGUACAUGAUCCUGAAGAGAAACAUGAGUUGUCUGAAAAACAUCCUCAUGUGGUGAAAAAGCUGCUUUCACGUCUUCAGUACUAUUAUAAACGUUCAGUGCCUGUGUUCUAUCCUGAUGAGGAUCCCCAGUGUGAUCCAGCAGCAACUGGGGUCUGGGGUCCUUGGGCAUAGUGCACAGCACUGUAUCCUGUAAAACAUACCUGCAGUAGUGUUUGAUUUAUGGACUUCAGAAUCCUAGUCACAUCUGUCUUACCUUGUUGCACUGUUGCUAAUUGUGAACUCAUUCUCUGCUCAUUCUUUAAGAGAACUUUUAAAAUAUGGAAUCUUACUUCAAUCCUUUCCACUUUCUCCUUCCCAGUUAUUGUUUGUAAAAUAUUGAUAAAAUUAUAAAUCUGUUGUUCGAGUAUUCUUUUUUAACAUUAUGCCCUUAAAGUAGAAAGUAAAAUGUUGCCUCCUUCUCUGGAAGGGAUUACUUUUGUUAAAAAGCUGCAGUGAGUCAUGGCAGCAGAAAUUUUCAGAAUUCUCCUGUGGAAUAAACAGAUGUUUUUGUUUCAUGUUUACUCAGGAGACAAAUUCUAUUGAAAGCUGUUACAUUACCCAUUAAAAAUAAAUUAAUAAAUGCAU
This is a messenger RNA of Phasianus colchicus (ring-necked pheasant), 3099 nucleotides long. RefSeq names its product arylsulfatase B (gene ARSB). The record is from RefSeq and is a predicted model, not a curated record. Gene Ontology annotation, molecular function: sulfuric ester hydrolase activity. Lineage: Eukaryota; Metazoa; Chordata; Aves; Galliformes; Phasianidae.